AGCUAUCAUACCAGGUUCUGAAAAGAUCAGGAGAAUAGUUGAAGUCUUGAGAGCGGAUGUGAUCCAGGGCCUGGGGGUUCAGCUUUUAGAGCAGGUGUAUGGUCUUUUGGAGGAAGAGGAUGAAUUGGAGAGAGAGGGUUAAUAUCUAAUGUUUGUGUAAGACAGAAGAAAAGGAUGUCAUUCCGUAAAGUAAACAUCGUCAUCUGGGUUCUGGCUGUUGUUCUCUUCUUACUGGUUUUGCACCAUAACUUCCUCAGCUUGAGUAGUUUGCUAAGAAAUGAAGUUUCAGAUACAGGAAUUCUGGGCCUUCAGCCCAUAGACUUUGUUGCAAAUGUACAUCAACAUCUGAUAAAUGGCAGACAAGAGGAGAUUGCCGUAGUUAUUGCUGCCUCUGAAGACAGGCUGGGCGGGACUAUUGCAGCCGUGAAUAGCAUUCAUCAGAACACUCGCUCCAGGGUGAUUUUUUACAUCGUUACGCUCAACAGUACAGCAGACCAUCUCCGGUCCUGGCUUAACAGUGGUUCCCUGAGAAGCAUCAGGUACAAAAUUGUAACUUUCGACACUAAACUUCUGAAAGGGAAAGUAAAGGAGGACCCUGACCAGGGGGAGUCUAUGAAGCCAUUAACAUUUGCAAGGUUCUACCUGCCAGUUCUGGUUCCCAGUGCAAAGAAGGCCAUAUACAUAGAUGAUGAUGUAAUUGUACAAGGUGAUAUUCUUGCCUUAUACAAUACACCACUGAAGCCAGGACAUGCUGCUGCAUUUUCAGAAGAUUGUGACUCAGCCUCUACUAAGGUCAUCAUUCGUGGAGCAGGGAACCAGUACAAUUACAUUGGGUAUCUUGACUAUAAAAAGGAAAGAAUUCGUAAGCUUUCCAUGAAAGCCAGCACCUGCUCCUUUAAUCCUGGAGUUUUUGUUGCAAAUUUGACUGAAUGGAAAAGACAGAAUGUAACCAACCAGCUGGAAAAAUGGAUGAAACUCAAUGUAGAAGAAGGAUUGUACAGUAGGACACUGGCUGGGAGCAUCACCACACCUCCUCUGCUCAUUGUAUUUUAUCAACAGCAUUCCACCAUUGACCCUAUGUGGAAUGUCCGCCACCUUGGUUCCAGUGCUGGAAAACGGUAUUCACCCCAGUUUGUAAAGGCUGCCAAGCUACUUCACUGGAAUGGUCACUUCAAGCCUUGGGGAAGAGCUGCUUCAUAUGCUGAUGUUUGGGAAAAAUGGUAUAUUCCAGACCCAACAGGCAAAUUCAGUUUACUCCGAAGACAUAUGGAUACCUCAAACAUAAAGUGAACUACAGUUUAAGCUCAGUCCAUUACUCAGGAAAUCCUGGAAGACACAAUACGUGGGAAGUUGUUAAGGCUCGAGUCCCUGUAGCAACCACAGAAAAC
Molecule: messenger RNA, 1388 nt
Organism: Acomys russatus (golden spiny mouse)
Lineage: Eukaryota; Metazoa; Chordata; Mammalia; Rodentia; Muridae
Gene: Glt8d1
Product: glycosyltransferase 8 domain containing 1
Exons: 10
Coding region: 175-1290 (371 amino acids)
Cellular component (GO): Golgi apparatus
Molecular function (GO): glycosyltransferase activity
Source: RefSeq, a predicted model, not a curated record